This is a messenger RNA of Fulvia fulva, 1101 nucleotides long. RefSeq names its product Arginine-hydroxylase NDUFAF5, mitochondrial. Gene Ontology annotation, biological process: mitochondrial respiratory chain complex I assembly. Gene Ontology annotation, cellular component: mitochondrion. Bases 1 to 1101 code for a protein of 366 amino acids. The transcript has a single exon. Lineage: Eukaryota; Fungi; Ascomycota; Dothideomycetes; Mycosphaerellales; Mycosphaerellaceae. The record is from RefSeq and is a predicted model, not a curated record.
AUGCGCCUGUCACUGCUGAGGUCCAUCAAGAGACCAUGCUUAACAGCUAGCACCAUCAGCAAGGCCUGCUUUCUCCCAGCAGCUUCACCCAGAUUCUACGCCGUCCAAGCUCCCGGCGCACCCACCGUCGAAGUCUUCGAUGCCAGGACCAAAUGGCUACACAAAGAACGAGCAGCCAGGAAUGUCGCGCAGUCUCGACAGGUAGACUACCUCCGCGAUGAGGUUGCCGCCCGACUCUGCGAUCGUAUCCUCGAUAUCAACCGACCUUUCCCACGAGUCCUAGACUUUGGCGCAAACUCCUGCAAUAUUGCGCGCAUCCUGACGCGACCUGACCCGGACCCAGAUUCGGCAAAGCCUUCGAUCGAGCCGAUCGCGAAGAAGAUUGGGAGCAUUACUUGCACAGACACGAGUCCGAGUCUGCUGUACAGGGAUCAAGAUGAGCCGUUCAACAACGAUAUUGAGGUUCAGCGGGAAGUGCUCAAGAACUCCGAAUACCUUCCAUACGAUGCGGAGACUUUUGACCUCGUGCUGAGCUCAAUGUCGUUGCAUUGGACCAAUGACUUGCCCAGCGUCUUGAUGCAGAUCAACAACUGCCUAAAGCCAGAUGCGCCAUUCGUGGCCGCCAUGAGUGGAGGAGACAGCCUGUUCGAGCUUCGAGGGUCAUUGCAGUUGGCGGAGCAGGAGCGACUAGGUGGCAUUGGCACACACAUAUCUCCUCUGGCGGAUGUGAGGGAUGUUGGCAAUCUGCUCUCAAGGGCUGGCUUCAAAUUGCUCACAGUGGACGUGGACGACAUUAUCGUCGACUACCCAAACACAUUUGCUCUGAUGUCGGAUCUUCAGGCUAUGGGUGAGGCAAAUGCUGCGCUGAGGCGAGAGCCGGGCGGCAUCAGCAAGGAUGUGCUGUUGGCUACGGAAGCCAUAUAUAGGGAGAUGUAUGGUGAAGAGCAAGAAGAUGGGACGCUCACGAUACCGGCCACAUUCAGGACGAUCUACAUGAUUGGGUGGAAGGAGGGUGCGAAUCAGCCUAAGCCCCUCGAGAGAGGAAGUGGCGACGUGAACCUGAAAGAUCUGUUUGAUGCAGCAGAAGGUCGGGACAAAUGA